Molecule: messenger RNA, 10391 nt
Organism: Glossina fuscipes
Lineage: Eukaryota; Metazoa; Arthropoda; Insecta; Diptera; Glossinidae
Gene: Mical
Product: F-actin-monooxygenase Mical
Exons: 16
Coding region: 985-10095 (3036 amino acids)
Biological process (GO): regulation of DNA-templated transcription
Molecular function (GO): protein binding; DNA-binding transcription factor activity
Source: RefSeq, a predicted model, not a curated record
UGCUGAGAUUUGUUGUGAGCGGAAGGAGUUUUUGAUAUUUUUCCUUUUUAAAUUUUUAAGCAAAAGUUAGAAAUUUCCUCGCACUCGCAUAACGAUAUAAUAUAACUCGAAGAGAAAAAGCUAUAUGUAAAUUUUUUUUAUUUGUAAAUUUGUAAUAAAAACAAAUAUUCCUUUGCUAGUGUUUAAAAAAAAAAAAAUUAUAAAACAUCAAUUCAGACGACUUAUACGCAAACGAAUAAUAGAACAAAGCCUGGUGCGCGUAAAAAUCAAUCAGAAUGUAAGGCAAAAGCAUAAAAAAAUAAUAGUUCUCUCAAAAAUUAAAAAAAAAAAUUCUAUAUAUUUCAGUGUAGUAUUAAUUGAAUGCAGAAAAUUGUAAAGUUUAAAAAAAUUUAAAAAAAUUAAAAAAAGAAAAAAAUUUAGAAAUUCAAUUUAGAAAAAAAAAAAAUUUUGUGUGGAAGUGUGUGGACGAAAAGUCGCUCGUGAACUUCAUUUAUUCAUUCAAGUAAAAGCAAAAGGAAAUUGAAUAUUGUGCAUGAAUUAAAUUCCAAAGAAAAAUAUUUGAAAAUAUUUUGACACUGCUAUUACUAAAAGCAGCAGCAACAACAACAAUAACAACUAAAAGCAGCAGCGUAGUCCAAACUUUCUUAGUUUCCAGAAGCAACGAUUGACGAAAAAACGGGCAAAUUUUUAAGAAACAAUAUUUUACCCGUAAGAAAAAAUUUUCUUUCUAUAUGCGAGUAUUCCAACCUCAACAUUAACAUCAUCAACAACAGCACGGUGUAGAGAAACGAAAAAAUUGAAAAAAGAAAAAAAUCUACAUAUUUUAAAUUUUUAUUUUUUUACUUUUAUUUUUAUUAUUGAAUAUUUGUUUUUUUUGCUUGGGACUACAAAUGAGUUUAAAAGUGAAUUUGCUGAACUGAAGAUAAGAAAACAACACGCACUAUAUAUGACUUACUAUUGCAAACGGAAUAUUAACUAAAAAUCAUGAGUCGAUCGGCAUAUCAACGCCAACAGCAAAAGCUGCAAUUGCAGCAACAGUUGUUGGCGCAGCAGCAAAUGGCCGAAAAUGAGGCGGCUGCUGCAGCGGCCGAGCUGUUCGAUCUCUUUUGCGUGGCUACAACUAUGCGUCAGAUACUCGGUUUGCAUCGCAACAUGUGCGAACUGAUUGGCUUACGUCCUUCUCCCCUUAACGAUUUCUAUCCGAAGGUGAAAGCAAAAGUACGUUCAUGGAAAGCGCAAGCUUUGUGGAAAAAAUUCGAUGCCCGUGCUUCGCAGCGCGUUUACGCCAAAGGAAAUGCCUGCACGGGUACACGAGUCUUGGUUAUUGGGGCGGGUCCGUGUGGUUUGCGCACUGCCAUCGAAGCCCAACUUUUGGGUGCCAAAGUAGUUGUGGUAGAGAAGCGUGACCGGAUUUCCCGCAACAACGUUUUACAUUUGUGGCCCUUUGUGAUUACGGAUUUACGUAACUUGGGAGCAAAAAAGUUUUAUGGCAAAUUCUGUGCGGGUUCAAUAGAUCACAUCUCGAUUAGACAACUGCAAUGCAUAUUACUAAAAGUAGCUCUGCUAUUGGGCGUUGAGAUACACGAGGGUGUUUCAUUUGAGCGAACAAUAGAACCUACUGGGGACGGUUGUGGAUGGCGAGCAGCUCUUUCACCUAUUGAUCACGCUGUCUCGCACUAUGAGUUUGAUAUUUUGAUUGGCGCAGAUGGCAAGCGGAACACCUUAGAAAGCUUUAAACGGAAAGAGUUUCGUGGUAAAUUGGCUAUUGCCAUAACAGCCAAUUUCAUUAAUAAGAAAACCGAAGCGGAAGCCAAAGUUGAGGAGAUUAGUGGUGUGGCCUUCAUAUUUAAUCAAUCAUUCUUUAAAGAGCUUUACCACACGACCGGUAUAGACUUAGAGAACAUAGUGUACUAUAAGGAUGAAACGCACUACUUUGUAAUGACUGCCAAAAAGCACAGCCUGAUUGAUAAGGGCGUCAUACUACAAGACUUUGCUGAUCCAGCCGAAUUGCUGGCUCCAGCCAAUGUAAAUACCGAGAAGCUUUUAGAUUACGCCCGUGAAGCAGCUGAAUUUUCUACCAAAUAUCAAAUGCCAAAUCUAGAAUUUGCCGUUAAUCAUUAUGGAAAACCGGACGUGGCCAUGUUCGAUUUCACGUCAAUGUUUGCGGCCGAAUCAUCUUGUCGGGUGAUUGUACGCAAAGGAUUCCGUUUGCUGCAGUGCCUGGUGGGCGAUAGUCUCCUUGAACCGUUCUGGCCGACAGGAUCAGGCUGUGCUCGAGGCUUCCUAUCUAGCAUGGAUUCUGCUUACGCUAUCAAAUUAUGGUCUAACUCCUUUAACAGCAUACUGGGCGUGGUUGCGCAGCGAGAAAGUAUAUAUCGGCUUCUGAAUCAAACGACACCAGAAAAUUUACAACGAGAUAUUGGUUCUUAUACUGUGGAUCCCGCGACCCGUUAUCCAAAUCUGAAUCGUACUUCGGUUAAUGUGUGGCAAAUAAAGCAUCUCGUGGACACCGACGACCAGCAGAUAUUGGAACAAACCUAUAUGGAUACAAAUACGUUGCAAAUAACUCAGGUUGAUACACCAGUCAAAAGGAAACGGCGUAGUGGCGAUUCGGUGCCUUUAAGUUCAAUAUUGUUACGUUGGGUUUGCGCUCAAUUACAUAGUUAUGAAUUUGCUAAGGAAUUAAAAGAAGCCUCGGAUAUCUUCACGAAUGGCAAAGUGCUGUGCGCUUUAAUAAACCGUUACCGUCCUGAUCUAGUCGAUAUGAAUGCAGUCAAAGAUUUAAGUCCCGUGGAAAGCAAUGAUCUCGCUUUUAGGAUAUUGGAAAAAGAAAUGCAUAUACAGCGUAUUAUGAACGGCAGAGAUUCCUUGCAAUUGCAAAGUAUUGAAUCGAAGAUAUGGUUGAAUUACUUAGAACAAAUAUGCGAAGUCUUCCGUGGCGAAAUACCGCAUAUAAAGCAUCCGAAAAUCGAUUUCACCGAGCUACGUGAAAAAUAUCGCCUUAAUAAUGCUCAUGCUCAACCCGACUUUUCCAAAUUGUUACAACUUUCUACGAAGCCACCGAAAUCCCGAUCGCCGUUACAUGAUAUGGUCGAUGUACCGCAUAUUGUGCAGCGACGUUCCGUUCUCGAUGAAGAGAAGUUAAAACGACAACGCAAACAUGAACAAUUAAUGGCCAAUAAUAAUGCGGGUAAUGCAACAGGCACAGGUCAAGCACCAACUGACACUCCACGAAGAGCUAAGAAACGACGCAACAAUACCGAUAAAGCCGCAAACAUUGAAGAACGGCAAAAGCGUUUACAAGAGGUCGAACAAAAUCGCCAGGAUCGUUUAAGCAAACGGCGUCAACAACGUCAGCAGCAAACACAGAAUUUCUAUAAAUCUCUUCAUAUGCUGCAGGCCAACACUUUGCUGCGUGAACACGACGAUAAUAGUCCUUUCGAAGAUUACUCCAUAUUUCUGUACCGCCAACAGGCGCCUGAAUUCAAUGAUCGUGUCAAAGAUUUGGAACGCAAGUUAUUGUAUCCCGACCGUGAACGAGGAGAUAUACCGUCCGCUCUGCCUCGUGGUAACGUCGAUGAGCAGUUUAGUGAUCGUAUACGUUCAAUGGAACAGCGUAUUACAUCACGCAGUGGUUGUGGUCCAGAGAAGAAACCCAAAGAUUUAAUGCGUGCGAUCGGUAAAAUAGAUAGCAGCGAUUGGCAAAUACGUGAAAUUGAAAAGAAAAUCGAACAAUCGAAAAAGACUGAGGUUCACGGACCGAAAGGCCGGGAAAAAGUGCCCAAAUGGAGUAAAGAACAAUUUCAAGCGCGUCAAAAUAAAAUGGCUAAACCGAACCGUCAAGAUUCGGCUGAGGAGAAAUUCAAAGAGAUCGAUCAAACUUUAAAGAAUCUGGAUAAACAACUUAAAGAAGGCUCAGUGCUGGAAGUAGGUGAACGCGGUCGCAAUAAAGUGGCCUCCAUCGCCGGUCAAUUUGUUAAACGCGAAGAUACCUCUGAAGAAAAGAAUCCUCCCACUGUAGUAGCAAAACCUACUGCCAAGGUGGCUUUGGCUUUUAAAAAGCAAUCAGCCUCCGAGAAAUGUCACUUCUGCAAGCAAACUGUUUAUCUUAUGGAGAAACUUCAUACUGAAGGCCUGAUUAUGCAUCGUGCCUGUCUUAAAUGUCAUCACUGUCAUUCAAAUUUGCGUCUAGGAGCUUACGCUUUCGAUCGCGAUGAUCCUAGUGGACGAUUCUAUUGUACGCAACAUUUUAGAUUGCCUGCCAAGGCUAUACGCCCUGUAGUGCGUAAGCAAGGACAAAAGAAAAAUGCACAACAACAAGCUGCUGCCAAGCCUCAAGAAGAUUCUCCAAUUACAUCUCUGGAUUCUAUUAAAGCAAUAGUUAGCGCUUCCGGAGACAGUGAGAUUAAACGCGGCCUUGUAGAUAGCGUCACUCAAAUGGAACUAUUAGAUCGCGGUCAGACACCAGAACGUAUCGAAUUUGCUAAUACUGAUAAUAUGUCGGAUGGGGAGCCUUCCGAAGAGCAUAUUAUAGAUGAGCAUGAAUGGUCGGGACGCAAUUUUCUGCCAGAAUCAAAUAAUGAUUCGGGUUCGGAUCUAACGAGCUCAGACGAAACCGAUACUGAGUCCGAUUCCGAAAUGUAUGAGGAGGCCAAUGAUUCACCGCUAGGGGCGCAAACAUUACAAUUAGCUUCCGAUUGGAUUGGGAAGCAAAAUUAUACGGAAACUGAUGAUUCCGAUGAUUUCUAUGAUUCCAGUGAAGGUAUAGCAGACGACGGCAAAGAUGAUACGGAAGGCGAAGAAUUUCAGAAGGCUCGUGAAUUGCGACGCGAAGAAGUACGCUUACAACCUUUACCUCCAAACUUGCCAACAGAUACUGAGACGGAGCCAAAAAUAUUGAAUAAAGAAAUCGUAAUCGAAGAAAAUCAAAAUAACGCAGACAUCAAAAAUGUUGAAGAAAGUGAGACUAAACUGAGUUUGCCUGAAAGUGCAAUAAAACGCAAAGGAUCGGAAAAGUCGGGCUCUUCUGAACAAUCGUUUAAAUCCACCACAUCUUCGUUGGUAAAUGGCUAUGAUACGAUAAAGCCUAUGGCUGUAAAGGUAACAAAAGCCGACAUGGAGAAAUUGGAACAAAAUUCCGAACGUAAAUUUAGUAGCGAUAUUGAAGCGAUCAGUGAGAAGCUUUAUCGUUUAAAUAACGUAAUGAAAUUGAACAAAGAUUUGGAAACACUAGCGAAAGAAAAUCUGAUACGUAGUGAUAUUCUUAAAAAAUUGACCUUGAAAGAAAAAUGGUUAACUGACAAUGUCCCCGUAAUCAAUAACUCGACAAAGUUUGAAGAGAAAAUUGAUAAACUCUUGGCUUCAAAAUCGCGAGGAGCUAUUACUGACAAAAAGUUAGAAUCACGCGAACAAGCCAAAGUUGAUCAUUUGAAAGAUGAUAAAGAGAAUGUUUUACAAAAUCAUACAUUAGUUACUAGAUCUAAUAGCUUGAAAAAAGCGACAAAUAAUCAAGAUAUUGCGAAUCAUUUAGAACAGAAUGUCGUUCAUGUCGAUAGGGACAAUGGGAAGCCAACUCAACAAAUACAAAAUAAUAAUAAAAUGGAAAUUGAGAAUAUUUUAAAUAUUGUAAAGACUAUUAGCAUAUCUAACGGCGAUGACGCUUCCGUGAAGUCAACGACGGCUUCGUCUUUAUCGGCGGAAGUAAAAGAAACCGACGCCGGCAAGAUUUUGUAUAAUGCCACCAAGAAAGACAAAAACAUAUCCGCCAAUAAAUUGAAAGAAAUUGAUGUGAAGAACUUCAGCGAUACGAUGGAUACCAUCAAAUCACAAAUGGUAGUGCCAACAAUUAGCUCGCAAGCUCCGUCUUCAGUAGAUCUCUCUAAAUAUUUUCCCCAUCAAAAGCAGGAAAAAAGCACGUCAGUAAAUGUAAACAAGAAUCAGAAAACGUUGAAAGACGUCGAUCUUACCAAAUACUUUCCCACAAGUCCGGCACCUCAAAGGCGUAGCUCGGUGGUAACGGUAGCAGAUAAACUUAAAAAAUCGCAAACUGAAAAAACGUUAACUUGCGAGGUAGCGCCUGAGCAAAAACCUAAAACAUCACUUAGUAAUGGAAAUGUACAAAAAACUCAUAAACAACCUGCAGCUAAAAAGAAAUCGUUUAGCUUAAAAGAACAUCAAUUGGAUGGUUCGACAGACGUUGCCAAGAAAAAAUCACCCGUUAAAGUGGUGACAACAACCGCCGUAGCCACUGUAGCGAAAAAAGGGAACGUUCGUAUUAUAAAGAAAAUCGUGCCGCGUGGCACUAAGGCAAAAAAAUUAAGCAAUCAGAAGAUCAUUAAGAAAUCUUUGAUACCACGUGAUGAAGCUGAUAAAAUUUUAGAUGAAUUACUUAAAGAUGAGCUUGGAGGACAACAACGCUCGCCCAGUAUGGAAUAUCAAAACCUCUUUAAAGAGGAUAAAUCGCCCAGUGAAGAUAUAUCGGAUAAAAUUGAAUGCAUUCUUGAAGCAGAGGGAAUUGAUUUAGGUAUACCCAGAAAAACGAAAUCCCAAAUAGAUGAAAGCAAAAAAUUGCUUAAAGCUAAAUCCUUUGGUAAUGAAGAAUUACAAGCCAAUAUAUCUACAUUAAGCAACGAUCAAGCAAAGGAAGGAGGCGAUCGACCGAGCGGUGUGCAAAAUAUACUAAAACGUUUCGAAUCUAUGUCGAGUAUGGAUAAAUCGAAUGAUCAGAAAGCUGCAUUCAAGCUACGUCGCAUGGAGUCGACUACAAGCAAUUUGAAUAAAUCGAGCGAAUCAUUAAUGUCUAGUGAUUCAUUGCAACAAAGCGAUCUGGAGAAAACAAUGGAAUAUUUGAAAACCGAAUGGCGUAGCGAAGCAACAACAUUUUUGCAAAAAAAACGUUCGUCAUAUUUUGCUGAGAAACAGGGCAGCCAAGAAAAGGAAGAAAAAGAAUCUUUUGCGUCAAGUUCUAUGAAUGACUUACCAAUACAAAAUAGAGAAUCAAAGUUGGCGAAAUUUUUUGGUGUAAAAUCUAAAUCUCCUGAAAAACGAAAGUCUCCUCUAAAGAGGGCUAAAAAGGAGAAGACAAAGGAGGAAAGAAAACCGAUUAUCUAUAGUUCACUGGAGGAAUUGGCUUUGAUAAGUAUGAGUAAACAAUUAGCUAAAGCUCAGCAAGAUCAAAAACGUUUAGUGGUCGCCGACGAGACAGACUCCAAUGUUAGUCAAAAUGCGAAGGAAUCUAAGGAGACAGAAGUUACCAUUAGUGAGGCACGUAGAGACUCUAACGUUUCGUUGGGAUCUGUAGCUUCUUUGGCGUCUGAAAAAUCGGAAACUGAAAAUAAAAGACAUUUAAUCGAAGAUAUACGCAACCUACCUAAAACUGGCUGUGAUAAAUCUCUGAGUAACUCUAGACGCAGUUCUCAGGCUAGUAUACAAUCACGAACUUCAUUAGGGGAAAAUACCAUAAAAAUGAAAGAUGCAACACCGUCAGCUUCAAAUGGGGAUCGAGACGAAGAGGAUGUCAGCAAUUCGUCGUCAACGAAGAAACCUAAUAUAUUGCAACCAAAUGAAACUACUCAACAACAAGCUUCUUCUGAUGAAGAUAGUAUUGAGAAGUUAUUUAGUCAGUUUUCCGAUGAAAUGUUAGUCAAUGUGGAGUUUGAUUCGAAUGAUGAAUUAAUUGCCAUAACCCCAAGAGCCGCUUUAAGAACUGAGCAAGAAAAACAAAAUGUUAAGACUUUCGCAGACGACAAAGCCAAUGAAAAUAUUUACCAAAGUCACUUCAAAACUCUAAAUCUCGAAGAUGCUUCCCUCGCACAGAAUAAUUUUCCAAUAAGACCUCAACGAAGACAAAAAAGCACAUCUUCUUCCAGCGAUGCUUCGGUCUCAAUGCCUCAACGUAUAAAGAACAAAUUAACAAAUCUAUCACCCAGCAAUAUGCCGCCGUCCGUACAAGAUCUACUUCAGAAAAUGUGUUCGACGGAGGAACUCUUCACGCAACAAUCGAAGGCACUUCUGAAAUUCCCCCGUUUAACUGAUGACGAGGAAUCAUUAGAAGAGCCCUUAUCACCUGAGCCGAAAAAUAAACUGUUGAAUGAGUUGACAGAGCUCAACGCAAUGAACUUACCAGAUAUUGUAGUGGAAGCUUCAUCCUCCCCUCCUGUAACAGAAAACAAGUUUGAGGGUGAAAGCACCAGUCAGCGCUCAUCAACAAACUCAGAAUCGACUGUUGUUCAUAUUGCGAAGCAUUCCACUCAACCUAAAACUGAAAAUGUUUACGAGUUUUCCAAAAUUCUAGUACCUAAAAAAGAGUCCUCACCGGAAUGGGAUAUGGAAAAAGUAAUCAGCAGUCCAAUGCCAAAGCGCAAAAGCAAAAUAAAGCGAAAUGAGCCGAGCGAAGUACAAGAAAUUCAGGUUUGUAUCGAUGAUGCUUUAUGUAAAUCCAAUAUAAAAGAAUCUGAGAAGUCAAUAAAAUUGCUAAAUGGAAAAGUUAGUGGAGAGAAAUCUAAAGCUUGUUUAGAUUUGGUAUCAGCACAAGCGCUUCCUGAGGAAAGUAAAAAGCAAGUAGAACCACUGGUAAAAGAAGGCACACCGGAAUGGAAUAUGUUACUCUUACCUACCAGUCCGAUGCCAAGACGCAAAUCUCAUGAGUUGAGUCAAAACUUCGUGUUGAAAGAAUUAUCGCCGACCAAUUCCAUAAAAAUGUUAAACAACAUGGAUGCAAGUACAGAGGCAGCCCAAAAGCGCUUAAUUGAAGAGUUUGAGAUGGAACGUCGUCAAGCUUUAGUUCAACGCGAUAAGCAAUAUCAAGUUCUAGAAAAGCCAGAAAUUGAAAGUAAAAAUUCCACUUUUGGUUCCGGUGACAAUUCUAAGAGAACAACCCCAUUAAGUACACCCGUUAAACAAUCGCCACGCGGUUCAAGGACAAACUCACAGUUGAGUCUUAAUACGAAUAGAGGAGGAACGCCACCAAUGCUAAAACCUUUAGAUGUUUAUGGCUCCUCGCAAUCGUCGCAAAGUUCACGUCGUAGCUCUUUUGCAUUUAUAGAAAUGUUAGAUGCUAAGCCGAUAAUAGCACCGAUGCCAAAAAAAUUGGAUUUACCCUUAUUGGAUAUGCACGAGAUACCCGAUAACUUAGCAGGCCCCAUACCAGAAAAUAUGAAGAAUCGCCCUUGGCCAAAUCCGCAUGCAGAAGACGACGACUUAACAAAUGAUGAAAACGGAACAGAUAUUAAUGCUCUGGAGGAAACAAAUGUCAUACAGUACGACAAUGCUUUAGCAAAUGCAGGCCCGAAGCGUUUAUGGCCAGAUGGUAAGACAAUGUUUAAAAAUGAAAGGACAACCCAACAUCUAGGUAGUCGCAAAGAGAAACCCCGCUCAGAAACACCCGAUGUUUGUGACGUACAGGAUGAAAGUUUAGAUGAAAGCAAGACAGUUGCAAAGUCCAUUUCAGAUUUGAGUAUUGCAACGCGAGGCACAGGAGUCGCACUUCAGUCCCGCUCUAGCGCCGAUAGCGAUUUUAGCUCACGUGCUACUCUCACUGAAAGUCAGAAAUACGGCACCCAAAGAUCGACCCGACAUCAAAAGUUAAACAACGCAACUUUAGAUGCCAGUACUCAGCUCCUCCUGGCACGGAGCAAACGUUUGCAUAAUCGAAAAUGCGAUUUUGUAAAUGAGCGUGUAGUCGAACGUAACCCUUAUAUGCGAGAUGUCCUUAAUGACAACAAAAAGUCAUUUGAUACGAUUAGUGAUUCAGAUGACGACGACAAUGUAAGCACAUAUCGCCCUAAGCGCUACACUUCUACUUCGAAUAUGACUCGAUUUCCUACCUCACGUACUUUAGGAACUAAGCAUAGUGCACAGAAGUAUGGCUACGUACCAACGUCAAUCACUUACAAUAAUAGUUCAUUUAAUGGCAGAAGUCUGCCUCCAUUGCAAACAUCGCUUAUUACCACCAAUUCAAGCAGUAAUUAUCAUUAUCCCAGUUCUACGUUAAUGGGACGGCCUUCUUAUCGCGCUACCACUGCUGCAACCAAAAAUUAUUCCAGGCAAAGUCCUUCCCGUUAUCGGGAGUUGAAGGACUCUUGUGUACUAAGUUAAAUUAACAAUUAAUCAAGAGAUUAUUCAAAUAAAAAUGAAACCAAUUUACCAACUUUUACACUUUUAUGCUCUUCAACUUACAAAAUCAAACAAACAAACAAUCCGCCUAUCUGCCUACACAGUUACACAAUAUAAGCGCACACAUCCUUCUUAUCACCACUACCGCUAGUCUAGGUUUUCAUUAUUUUUGAUGUCCUACGUAGAAUUCUCUUUCUAAGAGACCAAUAAAGAAUAACGAAUCGGCAGGAAAAGGAAGAAAGAGACAGAGGAAGAGAAAACAGGAGAAAUUUAACAGU